AUGUCCUCUAUUAUGACAACACCAAGGGGAAAGGCAUCCGCCAGCUCAUCGACGCCUUAUGCAACGCCCACAACCACUCGAGUAGCCGGCUCGCAUGUUCUACAGGCUUCUCCCCAUUACACAACAACACGGAGACAUUCACUUUAUGGUACAGAGGAUCGUGUCGUUAUCGAUCCAGGAUCUCGUAUAUGGAAAGUUGGCUUUAGUGGCGAAGGUAAACCGAGAGAUGUAUUCUAUGGCGAACCAAACACUUCUACCUCUCUCUGGGAUCUCAGCCGUGCCACAGACCCGAUAGAAAGAGCUGAACGGGAAAAUAUGCUAGCAAUAAAUCUAGAGAGAUGUUUGCGGUCGGUGUUCCAUCACUCACUAUUGACAGACCCCAAAUCGCGUAAAGUUAUUCUGGUAGAACACCCAUUUCUACCAAUUUACAUCAAACAUAUGAUCGCACGAAUACUCUUCAACAAUUUGCAAGUGCCAUCAAUAUCAUUCGCUUCAAAUCCCCUUUUAUCUCUACUAGCUGUUGGGAGAAUAACAGGACUCGUCCUAGAUUGUGGGCAUCUGGAGUCUACUGCACUACCAAUUUUCGCAUCGAGACCACUUUUCCCUCAAAUUCGUACAACUCCUUUGGCAGGAGAUCGCCUAACAUCUCACCUACGCUCGCUCUUACUUCUCUUUGGCACGUAUCUCCCACCCACCUCACUUAGCGCUGCUGCCAAUAUACCCGCUGCUAAUCGUGCUACUCGUGUACCUCAAGAAGUUUUAACUGAUGCGGUCGUGGAGGAAAUCAAAACCAGGUGUUGCUUUGUGAGCCAGGCUCUCGACAGCGACAACGAUAUGCGAGUAUCAUCGCCAUCAGGCGAUGACUAUAUGAUCGAGCUGGACGUCCCACCAAGCGAUACCACGAUGUCUGAAUCAGAGUUUUCCCGUGGAUCAGUUGGACCUGAAAGUAACAUCUCUUCGCAAGCUGCAUCCUCAGAAUUUUCGAUUGUUUCGCAUUCUCAGCUCUCUAGUGCAGACACAGGUCGCGGGCAGAAUUACUUGCAAGCUCUGGCUAGUAUGUAUACGCGACAUUCUACAGCGACAGAUAUACACAUGCGAGUCGUACCGCCGAUCUCGCAACAGGCAGGCACUGUCCGAGGAACACUUAUAAUACCCGGCUGGAUCCGUGAACGCGCAGCCGAAGUGCUGUUUGAAGGUGGUGACGUCGACGAAAGUAGCGUCGCUGAAGUUAUCUUGGAGGCUCUUCUUAAAGUUCCGGUAGAUCUUAGAAAGACAAUGGCAUGCUCUAUUCUCAUCGUGGGCGGUACACCGAUGCUGCCCGGUUUCAUUCCAAGGCUACAUGCUGAGCUUUUACGGGCCAUUGAGCCUCCGCCCGGAUCGACUAGGCAGCCAGUCCGCCCGGACAAACCAGCUCCACCCCCUUAUGACCGAUAUGCUCCCCUUCGACCACUCACUUCCCAUUUUGCUAUCUUAAACAAUCCCGCACCGCCUCCAGCCACUUCUUCUCGAGCCGUAGCAAACGCGGGAAAAGCUCCUUCAUUCUCUCCGGCCACUUUAGCGUGGGUGGGAGGUUCGUUAGCUGGGUCGCUCAAGACGGGGGGUGUUGAGGUGGCACGAGAGAAAUGGGAUGAGGCUGAGGCAAAUCGUGGUAAUGAUGACGAUGAUGCUGCAGCUUCUGCAGCAGAAGAGCCCACACUGAAGAACGUGAUACCAGAUUGGUCGUAUACACCUUUACCAAUAGGGGCACCUCCCGCGGGUGCCUCAAAAAUACCUAUCGAGUCAGCUUCACCUCGGAUAAAUGUGAAUGCAUAGCCGUUAUCUUU
Serpula lacrymans var. lacrymans S7.9 is the source of this 1823-nucleotide messenger RNA. RefSeq lists its product as uncharacterized. Bases 1 to 1812 code for a protein of 603 amino acids. The transcript is spliced from 6 exons. Gene Ontology annotation, biological process: microtubule-based movement. Lineage: Eukaryota; Fungi; Basidiomycota; Agaricomycetes; Boletales; Serpulaceae. The record is from RefSeq and is a predicted model, not a curated record.